Molecule: messenger RNA, 4043 nt
Organism: Xenopus tropicalis (tropical clawed frog)
Lineage: Eukaryota; Metazoa; Chordata; Amphibia; Anura; Pipidae
Gene: vamp4
Product: vesicle associated membrane protein 4
Exons: 8
Coding region: 183-608 (141 amino acids)
Biological process (GO): membrane organization; vesicle-mediated transport; Golgi ribbon formation
Cellular component (GO): membrane; endosome; trans-Golgi network
Source: RefSeq, a predicted model, not a curated record
AGGGGCAGCUGGGUCUCUUCAUCAGACAUUCCUUUAAACCAUGGAGAAUUAUCUGUUUCAGCCAAUAAAAUAACCAUAUAAAUGCCAGUAUUUCCCUUUCGAAAAGGCUGACUGCUAUACAAAUACAUUGCCCUCACUGAUCAUUGUCAUAAAACACAAAUUCACAUCAAAGGAAACCCAGUAUGCCUCCAAAGUUCAAGAGGCACCUCCACGAUGAGGAGGUUACAGGUUCAGUUAAAAGUGAAAGGAGGAAUCUGUUGGAAGAAGACUCAGAUGAAGAAGAAGAUUUCUUCCUGAGGGGACCUUCUGCACCUAAGUUUGGACCAAGGAAUGACAAGAUCAGACAUGUACAGAACCAGGUGGAUGAAGUCAUCGAUGUCAUGCAAGAAAACAUCACAAGGGUGAUCGAAAGGGGAGAAAGGUUGGAUGAGCUGCAGGACAAGUCAGAAAGCUUAUCAGACAAUGCCACAGCCUUCAGCAGCAGAUCAAGACAGCUUAGGAGACAGAUGUGGUGGAGGGAGUGUAAGAUGAAAGCAAUUAUAGCACUGGUUUUUGUCAUCAUCCUACUAGUGAUUAUUGUUCCCAUAAUCCUAAAGUAUCGAUCCUAACUUUCUCUUCUUUGUGAAGAGCUCCUGGAGGUUCCUGUUCCUGUGGCUAUUCUGUACAGAACUGUCUGUUAUUUUUUGUUCUUUUGUUUUAACCCCUCUUGUCCCUCAAGGCCAUGCAGCGUAUUGAUUUACACUGCUGUUCCUUUGCAAUCGAAAAGAAUAAGUCUACAUUCCUCACGGAAAAUUCUUAUGGAAGGUUGUUAAUUGUAAAUUGGCAAAAUGGGGCAGGGAACCAUUCAUUCCCAAGAUAGAAAUAUCUUCAAGUUUAUUUGUUAUUUAUUGCCAACUCAUUAUGUUUUGAAAUUUCUUUUCAGAAGGGAGAGGUAAAACUGGUUCCAUUCAAACUUGCGUUUGGGUAAUGGAAUAAUCUUUCUUCCCAUGGGUUUGGUAAUCCAAAAACCAAAUAAGUACAUUUUAUACCAGAAUGUGCUUAUGAUUCGUUGCUGUACCAAAACCCAUGACAAUGUUGAAGUACUUGGUAGAAGAAAGAAGUAACAGCACUCACCACUUCUUGCUGGUGCAGUCCUUUGUUUAUUGAGCCAGUUAUGCCACACAGAACAAUGUUUCGGGGGGGGGGGGCGGUCUACACCUUCCUCUGUCAGGUUAAGUGUUAAAGUCAGAGCAAAACACAGCACCCUUUGCUGUUUAUGGAACCAUCCAUUCCCACUAAAGAAUAACUGAAAUAAUUAUAGCGUGCCAGAGCUUGCCUUCAUGCCUGCAUUAUUCUACCCUUCCAUACAAAUACAUAUUGUCUCAUCUGAAAAUGUUAAACAUUUUAUGACCAGUAGUUAAUGCUUUUGGCCUUCUCUGCUGGUAAAAAAGCAAGGUUUCAUUAUAGAGGCUUUUUUACUUGCCCUUAUUAUAUGAGUGGAGUUUUGUUUACAGGUUUUACUUUGAGCACCCAUUGUAAAACUUGAAGUGCAAGUAUUACAUCAUUUAUGAACGAUUUACAGAAUGAAUAGCUCCAAAAAUGUUUGUGGAUAUUGUAGAAAAUAUUUGAAGACUAAAGUUAAAGAUUUAGUAUCAAAUCUUUCACACCAGUGUUAUUAUAUAGGAUUUUACCAUUUCAUACUGUAAUUAUUCAAAAAAGAUUUAGUAUUUUAGAAUAGGCAACCCCUAGAUGUGGAAGGAUAUUCACAGGGAAUCCCCUAAAAAGAACAACAUUAUGAUUGUAGAGUCAUUGUGUGGGCACCCUUUGCAUUCCACUUUUGGAAAGCUAUUUAUGCUAUUAGCUAUUUUUGUUUUACUGAAGGAAGAAUCCAAUUUCCACAGUCUCAUUGUCUAAAGGUGGACAUACACGGGCAGAUUUAAACUGCUGAUUUAGGCCCUUAAGAGCAAUUCUGCAGCCAGUCAUCUGGCUGAAAAUAUCCGGGGAAAGAUCCACUCAUUCAGAAACGUUGCAGAAUGAGCAGAUCUCAGUCAGUCUCUUAGUGUAUGGCCAGCUUUAUAAUUUGGCACUACUUUGUCACUCAGAUAUAGAAACAAGUCUGCCAACUGAAUAGCUAGCAGUAGCAUUAUUAGUUACAUAGACAAAGGCCCUCUUCUAUGUACACCUACAUUAAGAUUUAUGGAUAAAUCUUUACAUACACCAUCAUUUAUUCUGGUAGUUUCCCAGUUUGCACAAAGCUAGUCUGCACAGAAUACAGGGCCCCAUGAAUUUCCAUAUCUAUAUUUUAGAUACAUUGAUAGAACUUGAUUUAUCUGUAGUCUAUUUCAUAAACCUUAUGAGUAAUUCUUGAUAAAGGUUUUAAAGCAUGUAAGGAAUAAGUGCAGAGGAAAGAUUUAAGUGCCAAGCUAUGCAGAAUAGCAAAUGCUUACUGUACUCCUAAUAAUUCAUGCCUUAAGUACAAGUAGACUUAUGUCAAUGAUAACGUUCUUAUUAGUUCCUCUUUCCUUCUCUUUUCCAAAAAGUCUAUUUAUAUAUAUAUAUAUAUAUAUAUAUAUAUAUAUAUAUAUAUAUAUAUAUAUAUAUAUAUAUGGGUUGAAAUGUUAAUUCUGUGUUAUGUUAUUUAUUUAUAUAAUUUAAACAUGAUUAUACCAUUUACAUGUCUGCUGCGGGUGUGAUGUUUUAUUACCAUUUGCUUAUUUUCUUGAUUUAAAGAAAUGAAUCACAGGCUAUUCCAGUGUUUUUGUUCAUGAGAUAUGUUCUGCACCAGUCCCACCUUUAAAAUCACUGUGACAAAAAUGCAUCCAUGAAUUUUCUAUAAAAUAAUUGCACUAAUUUCAAUAGGUCAUGGGAUUUUAAAGGAUAUUAUUUGCAACAUAUUGCUUUUUGUACUUUCUUAGAUAUUUGCCCUGCACAAUUUAUUUGGAAAAUGAAUGGUGACAAAAAGCAAUUCUCUCCAAUUCACAAGUCGCCCAAAAACUACAGGCAAAAAAAACCCUGGAUAUAUAUGGACACUUACUGUACCUGAUUGCACCUUUCUGAUGCCAGUUAGUGGUUGUAGCAUUUAAAAUGAUGGUUCUCAAACUACAUGGCUCCUCACUAGGAGGACUUGAGCACAGAAUCCAUCCAAGUCAUGGUGACCUGUGGGUAAAUCUGCACACCCAGACAUAAUUCCUUAUCAGUUGUCAAUGUUUGUGUAGCCAGAUUGUGUCAAUAUUAAUUACUUGAUCCUGAUUAGAUCUGAUGGAAUAGUCAUCUCCCUGUGUCCCUUUCAAAUACAAAUCUCAUGGCUGCCAAAAUGAUAGGAAAUGUGGUAUAUUCACUGUACAUUCAUGACCAGAAACUUCCAUGUAAUGCCAGCAUAAAAUAUAGGUAGCACGCCGAAAAACGAUAUUCCUCCAUGUCAGUGGCAAGGACAUUAGAUAGGAACAUCUGAGGAACCUUGUGGGUGGAGAUAAGGCAUAACACAGAGAAUGGAAAGAUGCCCAGGCAGAAUUCAGCAAUAAAUACAACACCAAGAAACAAUAUCAAAUCAAUGCCAACAUGUGCUAGAAUGUUUUCUAAAAAUGCUAAAAUGAAUAGUGACAGUGGAACUGGUGGACAGUAUGGUGGGCAUAACAGAAGCAUUUUUAAAUAAGAUCCAUUGCUGGGUCUACCAUGUACAGAAUGGAUUUGUACAGGAUGUCUUAUAUCAGUGCUCAGGGUUGUAAUUUAAAAAUAACAUGCAUGAAUCCUACAGGCUACAUAGCAUAGUAGUAAUAUGUGUAGAUGAUUGUUGGAGACUGUACCAAAAAUGAUUACCCAUGAGCACUUUAGCAUGAGGUCUGAUUUGAAAUGGUUAAGGUGACAAUCCAUGAACGAUUAAAAAUAAAACCUUUAAUCUAUGUAAAUCAUUAGCCCAAGGCAAGAAUGGGAAUAUAAAAUUAUAUUAUUAUACAAGUCAAAUGAGAUAUAUAUGAAAGUUAUAUAUUUCUCUAAACAAAAUGUCAGUCUACUGUACAGCGCUGUGUACAUAAGUAGCGCUUUAUAAAUAAAGAUAUACAUACAUA